UCCCGCUUUCUUUCAGCAGAUUCAGUAGAUUCUUAGUCGUCGUUGUGGCUGAAUAAUCAGAACAUAAACCCAAGCCCAGCCGAGUCGAUUAGCUAUCCGUUAGCUACCUUGUAAUUCAAUUAACUGGAGGAAAAAAUGCUGAGAUUCGCGGUAAUUGCCUGUGCGGUGCUGGUGGCUUUCGUCAGCGGUUUGGAGUUCAGCGAUUGUGGAUCCAAGACGGGAAAAUUCACCAGGGUAGCCAUCGAGGGAUGCGACACCACCAAGGCCGAGUGCAUCCUCAAGAGAAAUACCACCGUUAGUUUCUCGAUCGAUUUUGCUUUGGCGGAGGAGGCCACAUCCGUGAAGACGGUGGUGCACGGCAAGGUCCUGGGGAUCGAGAUGCCAUUCCCUCUGGCCAAUCCCAAUGCCUGUUUGGACAGUGGCCUCAAGUGCCCGCUGGAGAAGGGCGAGUCCUACCGCUACACGGCCACUCUGCCGGUCCUCAAGUCCUAUCCGAAGGUUUCGGUGCUGGUCAAAUGGGAGCUACAGGAUCAGGAUAAUGCGGACAUUAUCUGCGUGGAGAUUCCCGCCAAGAUUCAGUAGGGAACUUACUGAACCCUCCUUUUAAUUUAACCUCGAA
This is a messenger RNA of Drosophila bipectinata, 619 nucleotides long. RefSeq names its product Niemann-Pick type C-2a (gene Npc2a). Lineage: Eukaryota; Metazoa; Arthropoda; Insecta; Diptera; Drosophilidae. Gene Ontology annotation, biological process: intracellular cholesterol transport. The record is from RefSeq and is a predicted model, not a curated record. Gene Ontology annotation, molecular function: sterol binding.